AUGACUCAUUUGCAAUUGGAAAUUCAAGAAUUAGUCAUUACAAUUACUUUCCCAAAUUCUUUGGGAUUGAUUAUAGAAUCAACAAAUACUAAACAAUUGACAUUGCGUUUCACCCAAGGUUGGUGGGAUGCUAAUUCAUGGGGUAAAUUACCAUUUGAUGGUAAAUAUAGUGGAGGAACAGGUGUUGAAGUAUCAGCUAUUAUUGAGGCCCCUAAUGUCGAUAUUGCUAAAAAGAAUUGGCUGAAGUUAACAAAAACAUUAUCUGGAUUCUUUUGUGCCUCAUUGAAUUUCAUUGAUGAUCAUAUUACUACUUAUCCAAAAUAUGCCGUAGAAGAAAUCAGUAAUGUGCAAUUUUCUCCAGAAAUUGGUAAUAAAUUGUACCUUUUAAGAGCAGCUCUACCUAGUGAACCUGUUUGUACAGAAAAUUUGACUCCAUUUUUGAAAUUGUUACCAACUAGAGGAAAAUCAGGAAUUUCUUCAUUAUUGGAUGGUCAUAAAGUCUUUGAUUCAUUAUGGCAUGGAAUGUCCAUAGAUGUCACAACAAAAUGUGAUAAUAACAACAAUGAGAACAACAACCAAUUGUGUACUCUUCAAUUGCACCAAACCGUGAAUCAAGUUGUCGAUAUAAUUCGAUCAUUGCGUAAACAAAAGGAAGGUGCUAUUCCUAAACCGACACCUGGUGAAGAGUUGAGAUGUGACAUGAACAAAACUUAUAAUUCAUGGCAAUGUUUCCCACUUAGUGAUCCAGUUUCAAUGAAAUGGAAUUUGGAAACCAUUUAUGGACGUCCAAUCAAGGGACCUGCUUUUGGUGAUGUUCCUGAAUCAUCAAAAGUCUCCAUUGACAUUGAUUCUUCUACUUGGAAUGUAAAUUUGAUCAGACAAAAUGAUAGUUCAAUAGAAUCAAGUUCAUUAUCUGUUGAUUCUAAAAACAGAAUCAUGCAACAAUUACCUGAUGUUGUUAAUUAUGAUUUUGAAUUUGUUGCCCGUGAUAGUUCAACUGUUUUACCUGUGGAAGAGCCACCAUUAUAUGCAUCUCGUUCUUUAACUGGGUAUUCCCUUGAUCAAGGGGGUCUUCGUACUGUAUUUACCAAUCCAGGAGAUGUACCUGUCAAAUUGGUUUAUUUCGAAUCGACUCCAUGGUUUAUGAGAUUAUACUUGAAUACUUUAAAGUUGAGUUUGAAAAAUGAAAAUGGAACUUUUGACGUUUCAGAUCAUCAAGAAUAUAUUAAAAAUGUUUAUUUCCGUCCAGCAGAGGAUAGAACUAGACCAUCACAUAUGGAAUUGAUUGUAGUUGUUCCACCAAAACUGACAUUGGCAAUGUCAUAUGAAUUUGAUAAAUCAUUGUUGUUGUAUCGUGAAUAUCCACCUGAUGCAAACCAUGGAUUUGAUGUUGAACCAGCUGUUAUUACAAUUCUUAAUAAUAAUAAUAAUAAUAAUAAUGACAAUGAUGAUGGACAUGAAAGCGGUGGAAAAUCCAUUUAUGAAUUCCGUACCACGAGUUUAUUAUUAACUUUACCAACUCCAGAUUUUUCUAUGCCAUAUAAUGUUAUUAUUAUGACUUGUACAGUGUUAUCGUUAUCAUUUGGAACUAUCUUUAACAUUUUAACCAAAAAAGUGGUCACUGAAGAAGAAUUUGAACAAGUUGCCGCAAAUACAAAAUUGGCUAAAUUGAAAAGAGGUAUAAAAUCGAAAAUAGCAUAUAUCAAAUCUUUCAAGAAAUAA
Messenger RNA from Candida tropicalis MYA-3404, 1722 nucleotides. RefSeq names its product GPI-anchor transamidase subunit. Gene Ontology annotation, biological process: attachment of GPI anchor to protein. The transcript has a single exon. The record is from RefSeq and is a predicted model, not a curated record. NCBI's taxonomy places the organism in Eukaryota, Fungi, Ascomycota, Pichiomycetes, Serinales, Debaryomycetaceae. The coding region runs from base 1 to 1722 and encodes 573 amino acids. Gene Ontology annotation, cellular component: GPI-anchor transamidase complex.